AAAUAUACUUUUAUGGUCCUUUCUAUGCCUGUGGCGCAACCGGUGGCUCUGGAAGGUUCUGGUGAGAUCGGGAGACUGAGCUAAAUCGGAACCCAUCCUGCAGUAUUUCAAUCUUAAGUGAAUCGGUGGUACAAUUAUUUCAUAAAGAAAUAGUUCGGGAUCCCAACUACACAAAUAUUAUCAAGGAUGCCGGCACCAAAGGCUCUAAUGCCAGGGAGACACAAAGGAGGGGCAUAUGUUGACCGUGACAAGCCCACACAGAUUCGAUUCAGUAACAUUAAUGCAGCAAAAGCUGUCGCCGAUGCCAUCAGAACGAGUUUGGGGCCAAAGGGCAUGGACAAAAUGAUUCAGGAUGGGAAGGGAGACGUCACUAUUACCAACGAUGGUGCUACCAUUUUGAAACAGAUGCAAGUUAUCCACCCUGCAGCAAAAAUGUUGGUUGAGCUGUCCAAAGCUCAGGACAUCGAGGCCGGGGAUGGCACCACAUCUGUGGUGGUGAUUGCCGGAGCUCUCCUGGAAGCCUGUGCCAGACUGUUACAGAAAGGUAUCCACCCCACCAUUAUCUCUGAGUCCUUCCAGAAGGCAGUGGACAAGGGUGUGGAGGUGCUGGAGUCCAUCAGCACGCCAGUGCUGCUGAGUGACCGCGAGACGCUGUUCAACAGCGCCACCACCUCCCUCUGCUCCAAGGUGGUGUCGCAGUACUCCAGCCUGCUGGCGCCCAUGUGCGUGGACGCAGUCAUGCAGGUCAUCGACCCAGCCACCGCCACCACCGUCGACCUGCGCGACAUCAACAUUGUAAAGAAGCUCGGAGGCACCAUUGAUGACUGUGAGAUGGUGGAUGGGCUGGUCCUUACCCAGAAGGUGGUGAACUCCGGGCUGUCCCGCAUGGAGAAGGCCAAGAUCGGCCUCAUCCAGUUCUGCCUGUCCCCUCCCAAGACAGACAUGGACAACCAGAUUGUAGUGUCAGACUACGCACAGAUGGACCGGGUCCUCCGCGAGGAGCGUGCUUAUAUCCUCAACCUGGUCAAACAGAUCAAGAAGGCGGGCUGCAACGUCCUGCUCAUCCAGAAAUCCAUCCUCAGGGAUGCGCUUAGUGAUCUCGCCCUGCACUUCCUCAACAAGAUGAAGAUCAUGGUCAUCAAGGAGAUCGAGAGAGAGGAGAUUGAGUUCAUCUGCAAGACCAUUGGCACCAAGCCCGUCGCCCACAUCGACCAGUUUGCCCCCGAGAUGCUGGCCACUGCUGAGCUGGUAGAGGAGGUGAGCCUGGACGGCUCUGGCAGACUGGUGAAGAUCACUGGCAUUACUAACCCAGGAAAGACCGUGAGCAUCGUUGUGCGCGGGUCUAACAAACUGGUGAUCGAAGAGGCCGAGCGAUCCAUCCACGAUGGCCUCUGCGUCAUCCGCUGCCUCGUAAAGAAGAGGGCCCUCAUAGCGGGCGGUGGUGCUCCUGAGAUUGAGCUGGCGCUGCGUCUGGCGGAGUAUUCCCGCACUCUGGCUGGCAUGGAGGCCUACUGCGUGCGGGCUUAUGCCGACGCCCUGGAGGUCAUCCCGUCCACGCUGGCCGAGAACGCCGGCCUCAACCCCAUCUCCACGGUGACGGAGUUGCGCAACAGACACGCCCAGGGGGAGAAGACAGCCGGGAUCAACGUCCGCAAGGGCGGAAUCUCUAACAUUCUGGAAGAGCUGGUGGUGCAGCCUCUGCUGGUGUCCGUCAGUGCCCUCACCCUCGCCACGGAAACGGUGCGCUGCAUCCUGAAGAUCGACGAUGUGGUGAACACCCGAUAAGGAGUGACGUCGGAAGACCCGUGUCAACACUCCCGUCUUUGACUGUGCUUGCGAGAGAACCACCCCCUUCAAACGUCUUACGAAAUGUUUAGUUGUCACCUUGCGUAAUGUAAUAAAAACGUUUGUGUUUUUUUCUUGGACGCUA
Molecule: messenger RNA, 1930 nt
Organism: Clupea harengus (Atlantic herring)
Lineage: Eukaryota; Metazoa; Chordata; Actinopteri; Clupeiformes; Clupeidae
Gene: cct4
Product: chaperonin containing TCP1, subunit 4 (delta)
Biological process (GO): protein folding
Molecular function (GO): ATP binding; ATP-dependent protein folding chaperone; ATP hydrolysis activity
Source: RefSeq, a predicted model, not a curated record